Aureobasidium vineae is the source of this 1641-nucleotide messenger RNA. The record is from the annotation of a GenBank genome assembly. NCBI's taxonomy places the organism in Eukaryota, Fungi, Ascomycota, Dothideomycetes, Dothideales, Saccotheciaceae.
AUGGAUAGCCGACAAGACGGCACCGCGAGCGCCAGCUCAUGGCUGCCAAACUUCCUUCGCAAGUCAACUGAAUCGAAAGACCAAGGACCGGAUGAGAACACUUCUCUUCUUCCCAAACCUGACGAUGAGCCGACAAUCGGAUCAGUCGAUGACUUCGAGUUCGAGGGAAAGAGCAGUACCCAGCUUAUAAUCCACGAGUUUUGGGUACUGCUCAAUGGAUCAAUUCCAGUCUUCCUCGCAUACAUGCUGCAGAACUCGCUACAGACUGUCUCUGUCCUCGUCGUUGGGCGACUGAGCCCUGAAGCACUAGCAGCAGCAGCUUUCUCCUAUAUGUUCGCCAUGGCCUCUGGUUGGCUCAUCGCAUUGGGUGGCACUACCGCCAUCGACACGCUUGCCUCUGCAAGUUUUACCGGAAGCAAGGACAAGCACGAUCUGGGCAUCAUUCUCCAGAGAGCUUUGUUUGUCCUUGGUCUGCUGUACAUUCCAGUUGCCAUUCUCUGGUUGUGCUCGAAACCUGUCUUUAUGGCUCUCGGCCAGGAUGAGCGCCUAUCCGAAGAUAGCAGCAAAUUCCUCAGCGUGCUGGCGCUCGGUGGACUCGGGUACAUCUACUUCGAAUGCCUGAAANAAUACCUGCAAGCUCAAGGCAAGACAACUUUGCAUCUUCAUAUUUCCAAUCUAGCACUAACAAUGCAAUCUCAGNGGAUCAUGAGACCAGGCACAUAUGUGCUUCUUAUCACCUCGCCGGUAAACGCAGGCCUGAACUAUCUUUUCGUGUAUACUUGCAAGAUGGGUCUCCUCGGAGCCCCUCUGGCCACAAGCGUAUCGUAUUGGUUGUCGUUCUUGCUUCUUCUAGCCUAUGCACGCUUCGUCUCGGGCUGGGACUGCUGGGGAGGAUGGUCGAAGAAGGCAUUCCAAAACAUCGGCACAUUCACAAGACUUGCUCUUCUCGGUGUUGUUCACGUAGGCACCGAGUGGUGGGCUNUUGAGAUCGUGGCUCUCGCUGCAGGUAAGCUCGGAACGAUCCCUUUGGCUGCACAGUCAGUCAUCAUGACGACCGAUCAAGUCCUGAACACCAUUCCGUUCGGCGUCGGAGUCGCAACAUCAGCACGAGUAGGCAACCUGCUGGGAGGCAGAAAUGCCAAGGGUGCGGCACGCUCUGCCAAUGUUGCUGCUUGGCUGUCAAUGAUCCUUGGAGCCCUUGUCCUUGCCCUCCUGAUGUCGGUCAAGAAUUUCUACGCUAGAAUCUUCAACGACGACCAGGAUGUCAUCAAGCUGACUGCAGAGGUCAUGCCUUGGGUAGCCUUGUUUCAGAUUGCUGACGGGCUAAAUGGCUCUUGUGGUGGCUCUCUUCGUGGAAUGGGACGACAGCAUGUUGGUGCACUCGUGAACAUAAUCAGCUACUACGCCGGCGCCCUGCCGCUUGGAAUCUGGCUUGCUUUCCACGGCUGGGGCUUAGCUGGCUUGUGGAUCGGACAGUGCAUUGCACUGUAUCUAGUUGGUUUCGGCGAGUGGGCAAUUGUUGCAUGGAGUGAUUGGAAUCAUCAAGUCCGCAAAGCGUUCGAGAGAAUGGAGCAUGAGGAGCAAGUAGAGUCUGGUUUGGCCAACAGCGUUUAUGGCUAUCAAGCAGAGGAAAGCCGUUAG